AAGCACAAUAUGCACCUUCAGUGUGUGUGUGUGUGUGUGUGUGUGUGUUACUCCGCGCCGGCAGGAGGCGAUAUGAGCUCAGCGCGGAGUUCAGGCCGUUGCUGUGGUAACGCGGACAUGCGCGUCUGUGGCUGAACAUGAUGAUGCAUUGGGAUGUCGGUGGUGAAGAGUCUCGUUCCUGCGCGCUUCCUCACACUCUCCGCACACCUGGUCAUCAUCAUCACCAUCUACUGGUCUCGCGAGAAUAACAUCCAGUCAUGUCUGCCACUGGAUUUCACCGAGGACCAGUUCAGAACAGAAGAUACACGGCUGGUGGUGGCGCUGUCGGUGACUCUGGCUCUGUUCCUCAUUGAGCUGGUUGGAUUUCUCUCGGGAAGCUCCAUGUUCAACAGUAAUCAGGCUCUUCUGUCUCUGGUCACUCACUCCAGCGCCUGCAUCAGUUUGUCCUUCUUUGUGUUCCAGCAAUGGCCCUGCUGGACGUACUGGAUCAUAUUCAGCCUCUGCAGUGUGUUUCCAGCGCUCUUUGAGUUCUUUCUGUUCAUUUCACUGAAGUCAGUGUGAGAUUCUUCAGGACAUGAAGACCCCGCAAAAGAAAACACUCGAUGAAGAGUUUGCUGGACAGAUCGAGACGGUCUCAUGUUCUCCUCUCCUUCUUUUAUAGUUUUGAGGAUAUAAUAUACAUUUUAUACAAAGAAGUUGUACACAUAUUUAUUGACGUCUAUUUCUGUAACAUGAAAAUCAAUUGAAUGCAUUGUAACAAAACAUUG
Pimephales promelas (fathead minnow) is the source of this 767-nucleotide messenger RNA. RefSeq names its product transmembrane protein 107 (gene tmem107). Gene Ontology annotation, cellular component: MKS complex. The record is from RefSeq and is a predicted model, not a curated record. Gene Ontology annotation, biological process: non-motile cilium assembly; protein localization to ciliary transition zone. NCBI's taxonomy places the organism in Eukaryota, Metazoa, Chordata, Actinopteri, Cypriniformes, Leuciscidae.